Molecule: messenger RNA, 3054 nt
Organism: Leptosia nina
Lineage: Eukaryota; Metazoa; Arthropoda; Insecta; Lepidoptera; Pieridae
Source: the annotation of a GenBank genome assembly
AUGGAGGUGUCGGACUUAAAUGAUUUAUUAAAUGAACGGACUAUUAAAAUGGAAACAAAUGGAAAUACUUUCGUCGAUGAUGAAACUGUCGAGGACGGCGAUACCUUAUCUAUAAUUCCUCAAUAUGUUACAGAAUCUGAUUUAGGUCUAAUGCAGGCAAGCGGGGAGAUUUUGGGACCACCUUUGGCUGUGUUUUCAAAUGCUCCAGAUGAAGAAGAUACUCUUCAAAACACUGAUUCUCAUGAUGAAAUAAUUCAAAUAAUGGAUAUAAGAACAAGGUUAUCACAACUGAAGGUAAUGCUGGAAAAACGGCUGAAUACCAGCUUGUCCGAUUACACUUUCUGGCUGCAAGAUGCUAAAAUGCUGGAAUGCCACAAAACUCUAGUCGAGCAAUGCAUCCGUGGGUCGGGCGUGGUGCAAGUGAACAUCCAGAUUCGCCCUGCGCAGCGCAAGAUCAACAUUGUGGACGUGCUCAAGCCGGACGACGAGGUGCUGCCAUUGGCUUCGCCGAACGACGACUUGGACGUAGAACCGAUCCAGGUGGUCGAGACGGCGUUAGACGAAGCGGAGACAGAAGAGAAGGAAUGCGAGACGGUAACUGAAGGUGAUGCCGAAGUGGCCAUGGAGGGCGAAGGGGAAGAGGGCGGCGCGGUGGCCGUCAAAUGGUUGGUGGACGACCACUUUCGUUCGGAGCACGCCAAGGCUCGGAUACCGGAAGACCCCCAGGACUGGUCUGUGCAGCACGUAAAGCUGUGGAUUCAGUGGGCGGUGAGGCAGUUCAACUUGGCCGGGGUGAAGCUGUCUGCCUGGAACAUUAGCGGACGGGACCUGUGCUCCAUGACGCACCAGGAGUUCAAAGAGAAAGUUCCAUCAGACCCCGGCGACCUGUUCUGGACGCAUCUCGAACUGUUGCGGAAAUGUAAAUUUAUCGCCAUAGUGCAAAACCCACCCGAAGAAACUCGAGCCAAGGACACGUUGGAUAUGCCACAGUGCGCCAUCAAGAGAAAACCAAAUAAGGUGGUGAUCUGCCCCGCGAAGAGCGAGGAGUGGAGAGGGCACGUCCUCCCCCGCACGGGCAACAACGGACAGAUCCAGCUCUGGCAGUUCCUGCUCGAGCUGCUCACGAGCGCCGAGUACUACGACGUCAUACGGUGGGAUGGCGCGGAGGGCGAGUUCAAGCUGCUGGAGCCGGAGCGCGUGGCGGUGCUGUGGGGGGUGAGGAAGCUCAAGCCCGCCAUGAACUACGAGAAGCUCUCGCGGGCGCUGAGGUACUACUACGACGGAGACAUGAUCGCCAAGGUGCCCAACAAGAGGUUCGUCUACAAGUUCGUGUGCGAUCUGCGACAGCUGUUGGGCUACGACGCGGCGGAAUUGGCUGAACUCGUGAAGGAGUUGCACGACACGAUGGCCUUUGACCAUCUCAUUUUCACGCGUACAGUAGUGCAACCAUUUUCUUAUUAUUUUCUUGGACACAAAAUGGUGGUGAUCGGCGAAACGAAGAUGCAGGAGGGCGGAGACAUCACGUACAAGGACAUGGUGGACGAAACGGACUUGGGAGACUCGCAGAUUCAGAAGAUGUUCGCCGGCGCCACUGUGCUCCUCACCGGCGGCACCGGCUUCUUGGGGAAGCUGCUCAUCGACAAGCUUCUCAGAUCGUGUCCUGACAUAAAGAGGCUGUACCUUCUCGCGAGGGCAAAGAAGAACAAAGACCCUGUCAAACGGCUACAAGAACAAUUUGAUGACGUGUUAUAUGACAAGCUUCGUAAAGAGCAGCCGGACUUUGUUAGAAAGGUUCAAGUGAUAGUAGGGGAAAUUGGCCUCCCCAACAUUGGGAUUUCCGAAGAAGACCGCCAGAGACUCAGCAAUGAAGUAGAUUUUAUAUUCCACGGCGCUGCGACAGUCCGCUUCGACGAAUCGCUCAAAUAUGCCGUCUCCAUCAACGUGAGAGGUUCCAAGGAGAUGCUGAUGCUGGCCAGGUCCUGCCCCAAAUUAAGAGCUUACGUUCACAUAUCCACAGCCUACAGUCACUGUACUCAAGUGGAUAUAGACGAAAAGUUCUACAAGAGCCUAUUGGACGGUGACAAACUGAUAGAUUUGGUCGAAAAUAUGGACGAGGAUAUUAUCAAGGACAUUACCCCGGGAUUGCUGGGAAAGUUUCCCAACACCUACGCUUACACGAAGGCGGCGGCGGAAGACGUUGUCCUCAAACAUUCGAAAGGGUUGCCCGUCGCUUUGUUCAGGCCUUCUAUAGUCAUCGCCACAGCGAAAGAGCCAAUAGUCGGAUGGAUCGACAAUGUCUACGGUCCUACUGGGGUGGUGGUGGGAGCAGCCGUGGGUCUUUUACGUGUGCUCAAGUGCGACCGCAACGCAGUAGCAGAUCUGGUCCCAGGUGACAUGGUGGUGAACGCCUGCAUCGCGACCGCCUGGAAGACCGCUCGGGACUAUCCAGGUAACCACGAAGCGGCUCCUCCUCUGGACCAGACGCCCAUCGUCUACAAUUACGUCUCGUCAGAGGAAAAUCCGUUGACGUGGGACAGAUUCGUGCAACUCAAUGUGAACCACGGGUUCGAAGUGCCCACGACCCAAGCGGUGUGGCACUACGUGUUUUUCUUCACGACAAUACAAUGGCUCUACAGACUGAGCUGUUUCGUUCUUCACUGGAUUCCUGCUUACAUCGCCGACGCUGUCGCCGUGUUAAUCGGAAGGAAGCCAGUGUUAAAAGUGGCGUACAAGAAAAUCGAAAAGUUCUCAACGGUGAUUGGAUAUUUCGCGUGUCGGUCUUGGAAUUUCUCCAAUAGAAACGUGCAGAACCUCUUCAAGGAGCUUUGCGACGCCGACAAGGAAAUCUUCGACUUCAACGUGGGCGGAUUAGACUGGGACAUGUACUUCUUCAACCACAUCAGAGGGAUCCGGUUGUACCUCCUCAAGGACCCGAUGGAAACGGUCCCUCAAGGCUUGAGAUUGUACUACAGACUGAAAGCCCUCCAUUACUUCGUCUUGUCCGUCAUCUGCUUCGUCGUUUUUAGGCUUCUGUGGUGGUUAUUAGGCAUGUAA